AGGUAUAUAUAAUAGUUGUAUUAUCAAUGAUGUAACUACAUUAUAUUUUUUCAUUUACAGUAGUAUCGGUUAAACCUACUAUCCUAGUAGAUAAGAAUUUAUAAUAUACGUGUUAAUUAUUACAUAUGUUCUGUAUAAUAUUGUAUGUGAGCUUGUGAGUCAUAGUAGAAUUCCAUUUAUAUUUUAAGAGUUCAAUAAGACACUCCAAAUAGCCUGGAGCAAUUUUGAAUUUUCCUCUGUAUCAUAUUAAAUGGAUGAUACAUUCGAUUAACAAUUUCCAAUGAAUUAGCUAUUAUUUUUUAUUUCAUAUAGUUUUAUUCCAUCAACGAUGUUUGUUUUUUUAAUUAGUAACCUUGUAACGAACAUUAAAAUCUUCGAUUAUUUUAUUAGCAAAAUGUAUUUUCACACAUCUCAACGAUUGCUAAUAGCAUCAUGCUCAUGUAAAAUAUUUUCGCACAUUUAUCUUAUUGUUAGAUUGUCCUCACAGUCUCCUUGUAGUAUCCCUGCAAAUUUCAUACUACAAUUCAUCUAUUGUUCAAGGUUUUAAUCUAUUAUUCAAUAUCAUUUAUUCAAGGUAAUGGUAAUUUUUUAUCAUUCAAGUGCAGUAAUUUUUAUUUACACAUUUCGGUACCUUUUACUCUUAACGUGACCCACUAAUAUUAAGUCAUCAAUCUAGAUUGCUAUUACAGCAAUAACUUAUAUACCUUUCUUACUCUUUUUAAUAAUAUUUUUUGUAUGUAUUCCAUCGAUGAAAAUCCUUGAUUUAAAAUACAACAUUUAAGUGUCAGAAUUUAUUGAUAUACAUUUGAUAUUUCCAAUUUAAAUUGAUAUAAUUGAUGUUUUGUGAUAGUUGAACAAGAGAGCAAAAAUGCGGGUGCCAUUAAUUAAGCUUAAUAAUGUUAAUUGAAUUAAAUAUGUGUUUGAAUACGAUGUUAACUUAUUGACUAUAAUCCGUAUUAAUUUUCAUGAGAAACAGUGUUUAGUUGUGAAGAAUUGCAACUAUAAAAAUAUUUAUCAAUUAAAAUAACACUGAUAGAAUUAUUUUUUUAUACUGGUAGAUUUAAUUAACACUAGAGUAACCAUAAUUAUUAUUUCAAAUGUCAAUACACUAUAUGUUCUAUAAAUAAGUUAAGUAUGAAUUUAUUUCAUUCACUGAAUAUCAUCACUAUUUAUUUACAUAUCUUAUUGAAUCACUCAACUCAUCAUAACAUCUGGUUCGACAUGUUUAGUUAACACCCUUUGAUCGUCCACAGAAUCGUUAUUUCAUCUUCUAGGUUGAAAAUGGAAUAAAUUAGAAACAAAAGUUAUAGCGAGUGUUGUUGCUCGUGUUAAACACCUGCAUCUGCUCAUAUUUAACAUUUCAAGGCCAAUAUUCCUAUUUAGCAUCAUCAAAGAUGCUUGAUAAUGUACAUCAAUUAUCCUAGAUUAAUUAUGUCUAUUUAUUAAUCAAUUAAUUAUAAAAUAUUUUUAUUCCAGUUAAAGUGGUACAUAAUAAUUUGUUAUGUAUAAUUAUUAGUGUCCAUUGAUUCAGGAUGAUUUUUUUUUUUAUUUCCUUCAGAAUCACUUAUUCGAUAAGUCCUUUCAGCUUGUUUUACAAACAUUUAUAUGAACCUCAGUUGAUCGUAGAAUGCGUCAAUGUUGCUUGACAAUGAUAUGAGCUCUUCUGACUCAUAUAAAAAAGAAAAAAAGAGAAAGAACAUAAACGAAUAUAAAAGUACUGGGUUUAGCAAAUGAUUCCUCGCAGUGUGAAUCAAGUGCUCACCUAGUAAGGGUUUCAGUGAUCAUUUCUAUAGGUUUAAUGACAGUUUAAAUAAUACUUGUUAUUUGUAAAAAAAAAAAAAAACACAGAUUAUUUACAUUAAGUGUAUUCCUAUAUAAUUUAUAUUAUCAAAAACCAUGAUUUAUCAGAUAAAAUAUUGGCAAUUAAACAAGUUAAUAGGAAAAUGUUUCAAAUAUUUUUAUUGGAAAAACUACAAAAACAAUGAUCAUUAUCAAGAAAUAACUAAACAUUUUAUUUCAACGGUAAUCGAUUGAUUUUAUUUAUUAACUUGGCUCCAAUCAAUCAUUGACAAUUAUCUUAAGAUUAUGUCACUAGUUUCUCUUAUGACAGACGACAAAAAAGUUACUUUGGGAAACGAUCCCACCAAUAAAAUAGUUUUAGAAGUCGGCUUUACUGGAGAUACAUGGAAAUAUUCUAUAAACCGUCACGCUCUUGCUGAAAAAUCCGAAUGGUUUCGAGCUUUACUUGUGGGCAGUAUGGCACCACCUAUCAGUGACCCACCACCAAUUAUUCGUCUUCAACAUGUUGACAAACGUGCAUUUGAUCAUCUUUUCAAAUACUUCUGUGGUGAACCGAUUCAUUUUAAUUCAGUGCUUACAGCACGUUCAACACUAGAUGCUGCUCAUUAUUAUAUUUGUCCAGAGCUUGCUAAGUUAGCUAUUGACUAUAUUAUUAAAAAUCUCACUCCCUCAACAGUUUUAACUGUAUAUCAUGGACUUAAUUUAUAUUUGAAUCAUAGAAGCCGUAUCUCUCAAGAAACUUUAGCUAUAUCUAAUGAUGAUGUGACUGAGAUUGCUGUGGCGUGUUCACAACUUUUUAACGCUUGUUUAGCUGUAAUUGAUGGUGCUAUAGACCAAGUUUUAUGCCAAGAAAAUUUUGAAGAAUUAACUUGUGAAGAAGUGAGACUUAUAGCAUCUAGAGAUGAUCUUAAAUUAACACAGGAAAGUAUUCUCUUUAAAGCGUUGGAAAAGUGGGCUGCAUCAGAAUGUAGACGAUGUGGAGUUGAGCCUACACCCUACAACAAAAGAGCAGCACUUUCUGAUGAAGUUUGGUAUAGUGUACGAUAUUUAUUGAUGAAUGAUAGAGAAUUUAUUCAAGGCCCAAUGGCAAGUGGAAUACUUACAAGUGAAGAAUCUGCUGCAAUAGUUGCUAAGAUUCUUGGUCAUACUGAAUAUCAAGGAAAUAGUAAAAGAUCGAAUAAUAAUUUUAUAGAUAGAAAAUUAUUGGCAGUUCCUCGAAAGAAUAAAAUAUCUAGUAAAAUUAAAAAAAAUAGUAUGAAAUUGGCGAAAAAAGAACGUGAAGAUAAUAAAAAAAAUCAAAAGAUAGAACAUGCUAGCCAAAGUCAACAAGCUUGCGCUCGAGUUGGAGAUUUUGUCAUUCGUGCGUUGGCUUAUGUUUUUGAUUGAUAUGAAAAUUGUCUAUAAGACAUAACUUGAUAUUUUUGUUGAUUAUUCGUCGUAAUAAUAAUUUAAAGAAUUUAAACUAGAGAAAAUUUAUAUAUAAUAUCUACAUAAUAUUAGACUGAUAUUUUUGACGAAAAAUUUUUAUACUAUUUUGAUUUUUACUGAUCUCAUAAACAUAAAGAUAUAUUUAAAGUGCAGGUAUGAAUAUUUUA
Molecule: messenger RNA, 3395 nt
Organism: Chelonus insularis
Lineage: Eukaryota; Metazoa; Arthropoda; Insecta; Hymenoptera; Braconidae
Gene: axed
Product: BTB/POZ domain-containing protein 6-like
Exons: 5
Coding region: 2086-3186 (366 amino acids)
Biological process (GO): neurogenesis
Cellular component (GO): cytosol
Molecular function (GO): protein binding
Source: RefSeq, a predicted model, not a curated record